AAAAACAGGAAGCAGUCAUAAUAGCGUUAUGGACAAGUAGCUAGCUGUUCAACAAAGUUAAGAAGGAGUUUAUGGUUCAGUGACUCAACUUCGGAGUGAUAACAGUGGUCAAACUGCACCGACAGACAUGAGUGGCAAUAAAGAAGUCAGUUUUGAUCCUAAAGAGCACCAGCACCUGCGUUAUAAUCCUCUGAGGGACACCUGGGUCCUGGUGUCGGCCCACCGCAUGAAGAGACCCUGGGCAGGUCAGGUAGAAAAACCUCCUGAGGAACACAUACCAAGACAUGACCCCAGCAACCCACUCUGUCCCGGAAACACACGUGCAAAUGGAGAGGUAAAUCCUGACUAUGACAGCACUUUUCUUUUUGAAAAUGACUUCCCUGCUCUACAACCAGAUGCUCCUGAUCCUGGUAAAUGUUCAGAUCAACAUCCACUUUUCCAAUCUAAAGCUGCCAGGGGCGUCUGUAAGGUCAUGUGUUUCCACCCCUGGUCGGAUGUCACCCUCCCUCUCAUGAAAAAGCAAGAGGUUGUCAAGGUGAUUGACAAGUGGGCAGAGCUCGUUGAGGAACUAGGUGCCACAUACCCCUGGGUUCAGAUCUUUGAGAAUAAAGGAGCUAUGAUGGGCUGUUCAAAUCCACACCCUCACUGUCAGGUGUGGGCCAGCAACUUCCUGCCUAAUGAGCCGGCUCUGUCAGACAGCUGCCAGAGAGCCUACUAUCAGAAACACGGAGAACCGCUGCUGCUACAAUACGCCAAACAAGAAGCUGAGAAAAAGGAGCGUGUGGUGGUAGAGAGUUCGGAUUGGCUGGCGGUGGUUCCAUACUGGGCGACAUGGCCCUACCAGACGCUGUUGUUGCCGCGGCGACAUGUCCUCAGGAUCAAUGACCUGACAACAGAGGAAAGGGGGGGUGAGUGUGACGCUACUAUCACACUGUCUGAGAGAGUAAUAAGGCCAUUAAGAGUAGUUCAAGGUCUGGCUGACAUUAUGAAGCGAUUGCUAACCAAGUACGACAACCUGUUUGAAAUCUCCUUCCCUUACUCCAUGGGCUGGCACGGAGCCCCCACCGGCCCCCAUUUAAAGGAAGACAACUGUCAUUGGCAGCUACAUGCGCACUACUACCCUCCCCUGCUGCGUUCGGCCACAGUAAAAAAGUUCAUGGUGGGGUACGAAAUGCUCGCCCAGGAGCAACGGGACCUCACCCCUGAACAGGCUGCUGAGAAGCUGAGGAACCUGCCAGAAGAGCACUUUAAAAGAAGAGAAAACCUUGAAAAAGGAGGAGGGAAAGACAAGAAGCGGACGAUAAAAAUGUAAAAGACAGGUGAUGGUAAAGAGGAGGAAUCACAGCUUUAUUCAAGCUACAGUGAAAUGUUUAGGUCUGAUACUUGUUUUGUAAGAAAUAACAUUCAAAUGGAAUAUGUGAAAGUGCCUUAUCGAACACAGGGCUUAAAGGUUUUUGAUUUACUUGCCAAAUAUCAAUUCAAUACAUUUCUGCUAACACAAAGCUGGUUCUGGGCAUCUUUUUUUUAAAUUACGAAAUGGACUUCAAACAGAAUUUGCUCUGGAACUCCACGUCCAUGUUUUUCGGAGAUAAUUAGAGCGCACAAUUAUUUUCUCCCCAUCUGUCCCUUCUGAGGAAAUUAAACUUUGUUUGUUGUUGUGUUGUGUUUGAAGCCUUUCAAACACAAAGCUUGUUUCGUCCAACGACACAAUGAGUUAUUUUUUAAUUCAAUUUCUCGUGAGUGUGUUUACAUGUGAAAUAAUCUUUGAAGUAGUUAUGAAAGCGUACUGCUCGAUUUUAUACAGAAUACGAAUAAAGCUACCAACGCCAUGUCACAUGUCUA
Messenger RNA from Eleginops maclovinus (Patagonian blennie), 1842 nucleotides. RefSeq names its product galactose-1-phosphate uridylyltransferase (gene galt). Gene Ontology annotation, biological process: beta-D-galactose catabolic process via UDP-galactose, Leloir pathway. NCBI's taxonomy places the organism in Eukaryota, Metazoa, Chordata, Actinopteri, Perciformes, Eleginopidae. Gene Ontology annotation, cellular component: cytoplasm. The record is from RefSeq and is a predicted model, not a curated record. The transcript is spliced from 11 exons. Gene Ontology annotation, molecular function: zinc ion binding; UDP-glucose:hexose-1-phosphate uridylyltransferase activity. The coding region runs from base 128 to 1312 and encodes 394 amino acids.